GAAGCAGGCUAGGAAACCCUUGACAUUCCCACUCGCUCUUCCUUCGAAAUCCCACCAGCCCAGCGAAGAGGAAGAGGAAUCGAUCGAGCUUCUGUACCCAACCCAUCUUUUCUGUAGACAGUCGAAGCUCUUGACCCGCUGCUGAAAUCAAUGUCUCACUCACACGUAGGAGACGAUGACAACCAAACUGAGCCAGAAAUUGCAGCGACAGAAGAGGCAGAGGCAGCAGAGGCAGAGGCAGCAGAGGCAGAGGCAGAAGAAGAGACGAGGAAGACGGACGAGGCUCGCUCUGUAGCACACGGUUCGAGUUCGCCAGAGCCGGAUCAGAUUGGCCAUGACAACAAUCGGAGCCACUCGAGAGUUGGAAGAAGACAAGCAGGAGAGGCGGCCGAAUCCCAUCCCCUUCCAAGGUCUGCCGCGACUUCUCCGCUCUCUGGGUCGAAGGAGCCUCCAAGCCGUGGCCUCCACAUCAACGGGCGCUUUGGCUGGUCUCGCUACGACGACUACGACGUCAUCACUGUACACGGCAUACGAGAUGAUCCCAAAACAGCGUGGCAGACAAGAGACGGAACCUGGUGGGUCCACGACGAGUUAUUUGAGAAGCUCACCAUCAGGGAGAUUGACUUCUCGUACUAUACUCACGAGGAGGCCGAUAUCUUCAAACCGGACGGUAUUGCGAGGGAGGCUCGACGGCUCCUGACCGACUACACGUCCGCAAGGGAGAACCUCCCCAGCACCGAAGUUGAUCGUCCCGUGAUCUGGAUUUGUCACGACAUUGGGGGCCAUAUUGUGAAACAAGCCCUCAUGUACGCCGCCAUGAACCCCAAGUCCUACAGCCGGAUCGCCCUUUUGACAACGGUGAUCAUCUUCUUGGGAGUUCCGCACCGGGCUCACUCGAUGGAAGAGCUCGAGGACCAACUUCAUCAGCUGUUGAUUCUGCCUGGCCCCGGCGAUAUAAAGCAGGGCAUUGUGCAGAAAAUUCGGGGUCUUGCGGAACAGGUCGCAGCCAUCAAUACCCAGUUUCUCGAGCUGGGCCUGACAAGCCGCGCUGUCAUGGUCAACAUUUUCAGCUCCGCGAAAACGCCAGAGUUGCGGUACAACACGCAGCCGGAGAUCGAGACGAUCGAGACGAUCGAGACGAUUGAGCCGAAGAUGGAGGAGUCCGAGAAGCCUCCCACUUCACCCCCUCUCAUCGCAAUGUUCCCCAGAUACAGCGCGUCGAUGGGUUUCCCAUUCGAGACGCAGAGCAGGUGGCGCAGCGCCAUCAACCACCUAGAUCUCAUUCAUGGGGUCCGGCCGGAAGAUGAGCAAGGUGGCGACAUUAACUGGAUCCCAUUUUUCGCAAAGUUGUUCAACACGCCUGGGCUUCCCCUACAAGUCAACUAUCGCUUAAUUGAGGACCAGGGCAAAUUUCUUUCCCUGAUGCCACCUCUACGAACCGCAAACGUGGGCUUCGACCCCAACGCACCAAAGAUCCCAUCUAUCGCCUGGAUCAACAAGCAGGAAGCGUACACAAAGUUCAGCAGGAGGACUGUCGGCCAAGCAAUACUCUACCUGCACGGCGGCGAGGACCAUAAUAUGUUACCCGAUAUCUCCCAGGUUUGCCAGAAGUUCUACCUUGAUCACGACCUCGACCUACUCGAAGAGAAUGACGAUACUCUCAACAGAUAUGUAGCCUGUUUCGAGUUCGACAAGCGAGACAGCAGGUACAAUAACCUUUCGUCCAUGCUCCUUACGUUCCUGAACGAUCUCAUCUGGCACUUUUGGGAAGGCGUCGACCUGGACCAGAUCUUCGAACCCUUAACACAAUAUCGUUCGUUGUCGCUCGAGGACUUGUAUCAUGCCUUCAGUUAUCUAAGGCACUUCGGUGUCGUCGAGAAUCUCAUCUUUUCCAUCAGCUGCUUCGACCACUGCGAUGUCACAGAGCGAGAGUGGUUCUUGGAGCGUGUACUGAAGGAGCAGAGCUUCACAGACGCGCCAUACAAGAUCAUCAUCUCGACUAGUGCCCCGGACAGUUUUCUGACCAAGACCCUUCCGGCAUCCUCCGUCAUCGAUCUCAGCAAAUGUCCGGCGCUGCGAGAGGAUGGGAAGCUGGCUAGAGACACCGACAUGGCCGGUCUGGAGCAGAGCAUGACGAGUCUUGUCGAAAAGCGCCCUACAUAUCGCAACUUCAAGUCUCAGAUCAGAGAGCUGAUGGAUCAAUGUAAGGAGGCGCCAUAUCUGGGGCGCGCGAUACUUUCCUGGCUCAGCUCCUACAGGCCGGGGAACCCAAAGGCUGGGGUCGAAGCGGUCCUCAGGAAAAUGGCUCCCGUCACGCCGCAGAACCUUGUUAAUGCCUUCCUCGGGGCUCUAGCCCCCGAGAGACAAGACUGGGCAAGAACUGUCUAUCGUUGGGUGAAGUACGCCGCGGAACCCUUGACCCUCGAGAUGCUUGCCCAAGCGUUGGCCUUGUCUCUCUCGCAAGACGGCGAAGUGUCGGUCGCCGACGUUGACCGCGCUGGCCUGCAGCACGACCUCGACCAGUAUUUUGGUGGCCUGAUCGUUGUGGAUGGUCGCGAUAUCAAGUUCUGUCACGACUCGCUCUACGGCGUCGCCAACUUCGACCUCCAGGAUAGCACGAAAGACGACGCCGGGGAGACUCACAAGCAAAUUGCAGAGAGUUGCCUGCGCUGCCUCAGACUCCGAGAGGCGCAGGACACCCUCGCGGCUACUCUGUCAGUCGAGCAAUACGGUGGGCUGGAAGCCGGUGCAAUGGCGCUUCCGCGGUCAAGUCUCGCCGAGUAUGCGGUUCGUUUCUGGGCCAAGCACUACGCCCUUGCCGGCGCAGAUGCGCCCAGUGAGCAGGCUCUGGCUUUCUUCAGGGACCGAGACGCCAUGUAUACGUGGGCUGAAGCGUACUACAUCUCCUCGAACCCCUUCACACGACUCCAGAGGACCUACCUCUCCCCUCUCCCUUACAUGGCCAUGCUAGGACUGGAAGACUUGGCUGUGUAUUAUUAUAUGGGUCUCGACAAAUCCAAGUCGCACUACUACGACAAGGGGGCCCAGCGGAAUCAGUCCUGCUGGGAUGCCAUUGCCGAGGCUGCUCGCAACGGCCACAGAAGCCUGGUGCUUCGCCUGCUCCUGCAUGUCGGCGAAUUAGACGAAGCCGGUCUCGGGAAUGCCAUAUCCGCGGCAGCGGCAUUUGGAAAAGGGGGUGCGCUGGACGAUCUCGUCACCAAGGCACGAGACUUGGAGGGUUUCCACUGGCCCGAGCGCAUCCUCGAUCGCGCUGCCGCCGCUGGCCUUGAGACGCUCAUCUCUGCUGUAGCUGAAUCCAGUCAUGACUUGGACGACGAGAAGACCAUGUCGGACAGGACGAACGCCCUUAGCAUCGCGGCUUUUUGGGGCCAGAAAGAGGCUAUCGGGUCGCUGAUGCGGUGCAAGGCAGACCCCUAUGGCAAGGACAAAGAUGGGAAGAUGCCGUUGGAGUUGGCGGUUUUGCGCGGUGAUCCCACCAUAUUGGAGCUGAUGCUCGGCGAGCAGGCCAACUUGGACUGCAACGAACAAUUCAAGUCUUCAGCUGCGGACUUGGCAGUGAAAUGUGGUCGACCAAAGGCACUUGAAGUCGUCAUUGGGCGGGGAGCGGAAUUCAACGGCAAUUACCCGGCCAACCCAGAUGACCCAGACGACGACGGGGGCGAGUGUUCCUCCCCCAAGAUCCCCAUUGUCCGCGCUGCCGCACUUGGAUACGAGAAGUGUGUGCGCAUCUUGCUCAAGAACAACGCAGACCCAAGGGCUGGAUCCACUCGAGGAAGUGCUCUUUACUUCGCCGCAGAAGGGGGCCAUGUCGAGAUCUGCCGGAUGCUUCUUGAAAAGGGGGCGGACCCCAACCAGACCUUCCCAGACCAGGACGUACUCCUGAACCGGGCCAUCGCCACCAAGAAGAAGGACUUGGUCGAGCUCCUGGUCGACAAUCCCUUCAACAACACGGCCAAGAUCGACGUCUCUGACCCGAGAAACACACCCCUCGUGCUCUCCAUCAGGGAUAGUCUUCCGGACAUCUUCCAGCUGCUUUUGGACAAGGGCGCCGACGUCAACUACGUCGGUAAAAACUCCUGGUCGCCGCUGUUCGCCGCCGCGUACCAAAGGGAACCCCAGAUGGUCAAGACUCUGCUCGCAAGAGGCGCCAACGUCCACUGGAGCAAUGAGUACGGAUGGACGCCUUGGCACGCCGCCUACGAUUCGCCCGAGACACUAGAGGAGUUCCUGAAAGAGGGCGUGGACAUGGACAGUCAGUCGAAGGAUGGGACCGUCUUAAUGAUGGCUGCGCGGUGGGGACACCCGCAGAGCUUGAGAUUUCUCCUCGCCUGGACACACAAGCCCAACCUUGAAGUCACCUUGGACAACACGAAGCACUUCGAAUACACGUGCACUGCGCUACUGAUCGCCUGCAAGAGCUUCCAGGCCGAGUGUGUCAGGAUUCUCCUCGAAGCCGGCGCCAAUCUGAGUCACAGGACCAAUGAGGGCGAAUACGCGCUGCAAUCCUUGCUUUGGGGUAGCGACCCGGAGAGGGAGGACACACUGAAGGAGGUGCUCAAGUUCAAACCUGCCCUGGACGAGGCAGACAGCAAGGGCAACACGGUCCUUCACGACGUGAACCCAACAACCCCGCGGUCAAUCGUGAGCCUCCUCGUCGAGAGCGGCGCCCCCUCCAACGGGGUAAACAACAAAGGGUACACGCCGCUCGCAGCUGCCAUCAGGUGCGGCAACAUGGAAGCGGCGCGGUACCUCUUCGAGGAGCGCAGAGAGAACAUCAACGUCUGCAGUCCCAAUUUCGGGGGCGUCGUGCUCCUGGCCGUGAUACAAGGCGAUAUUGAGCUGCUGAAGUUUGUGAUCCAGCACCAGGCAUCCUUGGACGUUGCGGAUAACCUGGGGAGGCGACCGAUCCACGUCGCGACCAGGACAAGCAAGGACCAUGUCUCGGAACUGGUCCGAGCCGGCGCGGAACUAAACGUCCGAGACAACUAUGGCCGGUCGCCGGUGCAUUUUGCCGCUGGGUUUGGCGACGUGGACGUGCUUGACUUGCUGAUGGAGUCGAUGCCGGAAGAGAACUUCCAGGUCGGCCACGUCGAUCACGACGGGUGGACGCCGCUCAUGUGGGCGUGCAGACUUAAACCCUUGGAUGCGCAGCAGUGCCACUUGCUGCUGGACAAGCUGAUCGACAAGGAAGGAAAGGCCCUAUCGGUACGCAGUAAUGAUGAUAAGUGGUCGCCGCUCGCGUUGGCGACCUAUCAUAGGUGGGGUGACGAGUUGACCGCUAGGUUGGUCCCACCGGAGCAGAAGCGGAAGCUGGAGAGCAACGAGAGAGAGGAGGACGAGGACGAGGACGAGUCGGGGAAUGAUGGGUUGCCGAAGACUCGGGUGAUGCUCACAAGCUACGGUGUGAGCUGCUCAAGCUGUCUUCAGGUCACGUUUGACACCCACUGGGAUUGCACCAAGUGCAUAUUCAGGCUCUGCCCUAAGUGUUUCACUAGCCGGUCCACAGUGCACGACGAAGAGCACCACUUUGAAGAAGUCCUCCCGCAGCCCGACUCUCCGUCAAUAGCAACAGCUAAAGAAGGAACGUCUGAGGAAGAAAGCGAAGAGGAACAAGUGGGAUCUAGAGAAGAAGAGGAGACAGAAGAGGAAGAAGAAGAAGAAGAUGAUGAUGAGGUUGAUAAUGAUGAAAAAAACCAAGGUGUAGGGGUGGCGAGUUGAUUAUCUAGCUAUAUCUGUAUGUAAGGGGCAGACGGCAACAGCAACGCGACUCUUCACGACAUUGACAGAAAGACCCCCCCAGUCUAUUCAUAAACCACCCCCCCCCCCGCGCCCCGACGCAGUAAAUCCAAG
Messenger RNA from Phialemonium atrogriseum, 5871 nucleotides. Its product is annotated as ankyrin repeat-containing domain protein. The transcript is spliced from 4 exons. The coding region runs from base 151 to 5739 and encodes 1862 amino acids. Lineage: Eukaryota; Fungi; Ascomycota; Sordariomycetes; Cephalothecales; Cephalothecaceae. Gene Ontology annotation, molecular function: protein binding. The record is from RefSeq and is a predicted model, not a curated record.